UUUGGACCUUACCUCAGCCUGCUGAACGCACGAGCCACUGCUCGUUAGGGCACACACCAUUUUUCCCAAUUUGAGCUUUCGAACUUUUUGCCAAACCCAACUUUUCCACAACCUCACCUCUUCUCGACCUCCAUUGUUCGGCAAGCUAACCUCGAGCCUCUGUCGAUAUCACGAUUAUUUCAUCAUGCCUCCUAAGUUCGAUCCCAAUGAGGUGAAGGUCAUCCACCUUCGCGCCACUGGUGGUGAAGUCGGUGCUUCCUCUGCACUUGCGCCCAAGAUCGGUCCCCUGGGUCUGUCGCCCAAGAAGGUCGGAGAAGAUAUUGCCAAGGCUACCGGCGACUGGAAAGGUCUCCGUGUCACCGUGAAGCUCACGAUCCAGAACCGCCAGGCCGCUGUGUCUGUCGUGCCCACCGCUUCAUCCUUGAUCAUCAAGGCUCUGAAGGAGCCCCCACGCGAUCGCAAGAAGGAGAAGAACAUCAAGCACAGCAAGUCUGUUCCUCUCGAUGAGGUCAUUGCUAUCGCUCGUACGAUGCGCUACAAGUCUUUCGCCAAGGAGCUCAGUGGCACCGUCAAGGAGGUCCUGGGUACUGCCCGCAGCGUUGGCUGCCAGGUCGAUGGCAAGUCUCCCCAGACUGUCAUCGAGGGUAUUGACAGCGGAGACAUUGAGAUUCCCGACGAAUGAGAUAGCCAUCAGGCACUACAAUGAUGACGCGAAGUUCACGAUAACUGCAUCGGCCACCGGUCGAAGAUGAUAGCACGAGAUCAUGAUACCAGCUCUUAUCGGUGUACUGUUUCCUC
This is a messenger RNA of Emericellopsis atlantica, 798 nucleotides long. RefSeq names its product 60S ribosomal protein L12. The transcript is spliced from 5 exons. Gene Ontology annotation, biological process: translation. Gene Ontology annotation, molecular function: structural constituent of ribosome; large ribosomal subunit rRNA binding. Lineage: Eukaryota; Fungi; Ascomycota; Sordariomycetes; Hypocreales; Bionectriaceae. The coding region runs from base 185 to 682 and encodes 165 amino acids. The record is from RefSeq and is a predicted model, not a curated record. Gene Ontology annotation, cellular component: cytosolic large ribosomal subunit; ribosome.